This is a messenger RNA of Chlamydomonas reinhardtii, 1386 nucleotides long. RefSeq lists its product as uncharacterized. The coding region runs from base 211 to 792 and encodes 193 amino acids. Gene Ontology annotation, cellular component: nucleolus. The transcript has 4 exons. NCBI's taxonomy places the organism in Eukaryota, Viridiplantae, Chlorophyta, Chlorophyceae, Chlamydomonadales, Chlamydomonadaceae. The record is from RefSeq and is a predicted model, not a curated record.
CGUUUGACACUCAAACCAAUCUCCACGACGCUCAGGCACCACCCGACUGUUUCGUUUUGUUGCGAGAGCUUUUGUCACCCGCUGUCACAAAUUCUAUUUACAGUUUUGCCUGCUGGUAUUCUCUGACACGGCAUAACUGCGCUUGGCUAGAACACUCCUGAAGGGGCGAGCAGCAGCCGGCGGCUCGCGUGAACGAAAUCGCCACCGAAAAUGGCCGUCGACGCCGUGGAGGAGUAUAUGCCUCCCCAGUACCCUAAAGAGUUUGACAGCACCGACCUGCGGCGUCUGGUGGGCGUGGCACCGAAGGGCUACAAAGUGAACCCCAUCAAGUCCCAGAAGCGGAAGCGCGUCGAAGAGCCGGAUGAGGAGCCGAUGGAGGAGGAGACAGCGAUGCAGCAGGACGAGCCUCAGGCUGACGUCGCGCAGGCAGGAAAGCGGCAAAAGGCGGACGACAAGACCUGGCGCCCGGUUUCCGGGAAAGUAUGGAAGGCGCCGGGGCAACGCGCUAGCAAGGUUAUGAAGGCGAACGCCAGCAGCAACAAGAGCUGGGGGCGGCGCAUGACGGAGAAGGCGGCCAACAAGGCGUUGAAAGAAACCAAGGCGGAGGCGCUGGCGGAAACCAAGGCCAAACGCAAGGCUGCCGCGGACCAGCGCAAGGCGGCCAGGGAGCGCAAGCAGGCCAACCAGGCCAAGAGCGCGGUCACGCAGAAGAUCACCAAGGCCUCCACGGUCAAGAAGAUGCUCAAGGACAAGAAGCAGCGCAAGCUGCUGCGCACGGCGGACACCAACUAGGUCGGCCGGCGCGGCUGCGGCAGGGCGCUUAGGGCGUGCGUAGCUAGAAGUGUUGGGUAGUGGGUAGGGUAGGCUGGUGGUCUUCGUACGUACAUGAGAUAUUGUGCGUGCCAGCGCUGACUGGUAUCUCACAGUUUGCGCCAGUACUGAGUUUGGUGCGAACUCACGCACGCACGCACGCACGGACAGGGGUGUUCCAUGAAUUGCUGUGAUCGGGGGGCUCAGCCCAAAAACAGUGUGCAAGUGGCAUUAUGACAACACAGGGCAGCAGAUGGAAACAAGAUUCAGCCGCGCUGUGUGCACUGCACGUAUCGGAUGCGUGAAAUGUGUUGAGAAGGGACUGUUUGGAUGUUGGCGGGUACCGUAUGCAGGCAGGGGCGCCGCACACGGCUUGAUCAUCCCCAGGAUUAUCUGGUCGGCCAAACGGGAUACGGGUUACGCAUUUGAUUGUUUGGCAACUUAAGAGCUAUUCGGAGAUGCGUCAACAGAAGCCAGAUUGAGCUGGACAGGGCGCAUGGACACCUGGCUUCGGUUUGUUGCGCCAAGCUGAGUGCUCCAGUUUGAAGCGUGGUUGCAUGUAAGAUGUACUGCCUU